Pichia membranifaciens NRRL Y-2026 is the source of this 2493-nucleotide messenger RNA. RefSeq lists its product as hypothetical. The record is from RefSeq and is a predicted model, not a curated record. NCBI's taxonomy places the organism in Eukaryota, Fungi, Ascomycota, Pichiomycetes, Pichiales, Pichiaceae. Gene Ontology annotation, cellular component: membrane coat. Gene Ontology annotation, molecular function: clathrin binding. The coding region runs from base 148 to 2124 and encodes 658 amino acids. Gene Ontology annotation, biological process: vesicle-mediated transport; intracellular protein transport. The transcript has a single exon.
CUCAGCAUGGCUUCCAAAAGACUGGAGAUCAAGUUGAGAAAGUUUUUUAACAUCCCUCGUAAGGGGGAAAACUAUGAGUUCAGAUCUGGUCUUGUGUCACAAUAUGCAGAGGAAAGAAAGGACACCAUCCAGCGAGUUAUUGCGGCCAUGACCAUGGGGAAGGAUGUGUCGGCAUUGUUCCCCGAUGUGUUGAAGAACAUUGCCACUCACGAUCUUGAGCAGAAGAAAUUGGUUUAUCUAUACCUCAUGAACUAUGCAAAGACACAUCCCGAGUUGGUCAUUUUGGCCACAAACACAUUCGUGCGAGAUGCAGAAGAUCCAAAUCCGUUGAUCAGAGCGUUGGCAAUUAGAACCAUGGGAUGCAUUAGAGUUGACAAGAUGGUAGAUUACAUAUCAAUUCCUUUGAAGAGAACUUUGAAGGAUGACAAUCCAUAUGUUAGGAAAACUGCCGUUAUUUGUGUUGCGAAGCUAUUUGAGUUGAACCCCACUGUUUGUAUGGAGCAGGGGUUCCUAAACUACCUAUUGGAACUUGUCGACGACUCCAACCAGAUGGUGGUUGCAAAUGCGGUUGCUGCGCUACUGGAAAUUUCCAAGUCGACUCAAAAAGAUGUUCUAAAGAUUGAUUCCAAGAUUUUGUCGAAACUUCUAUCAACCUUGAAUGAAUGCAGCGAGUGGGGACGGGUUUCCAUCCUAUCUGCGUUGGUUGAGUACGAUGCGCAUCAAAUUUCUGAGGUCCAUGAGAUCAUUGAGAAAAUAUCACCACAAUUACAGCAUGAGAAUCCGGCAGUAGUUUUAACAUCGAUAAAAGUUCUUAUUAAACAAUUGAACAAACUCCCUAAUAACGAAACAGCCAAUGUGCUAAGCAGAUUGUCGAGUCCAUUGUGCUCCUUACUGGUUUCUGCUCCUGAAAUCCAAUUUGUUGCUCUAAAAAACAUCAGAAUUUUACUUGAAAAAUACCCAAACAUUUUGGAUAAAGAACUACGUGCUUUCUUCAUCAAAUACAACGACCCAUUGUACUUGAAGUUGGAGAAAAUAGAAAUCAUGAUAAGAAUAUCCAAUGACGAUAAUUGUAUGUUGUUAUUAUCUGAACUAAGAGAGUACUCCAUGGAGGUUGACAUCGACCUAGUCAAUAGAGCAAUCAACGCCAUUGGACAAAUAGCGAUAAAGAUCGAAAAAUGCUCCAAAAAAUCUGUUGAGAUCUUAUAUGAACUCUUCAUAAAUAGGGGAGAUUACGUUGUUGAAGAAACUGUUGUUGUAGUACAGAACAUUUUGAGAAGAUAUCCUAAAGAAUAUUUAUCAACAAUCAUAACAAUCAUUGCCGAUCUCAAAUUCGACGAUUUAUCCAAACCAGAAUCCAUUUCAUCUUAUAUGUGGAUUUUAGGAGAAUAUGCUAAAGAGAUACCCCAUUUGGAAGAUAGGUUAUCUUUGAUUGUCGAUAAUUUCGAUGACUUUGAACCAAUUGUACAAUCUGCAGCACUCUCUUCAGUUGUCAAGGUCAGCUUGGCUAAGCCAACUCCAAAAAUUCCUCAACUAUUACAGCAAGUUCUCGAUAAAGCAACUAAAGAGGUUGAAAAUGCUGAUGUUAGGGAUAAGGCGUACUUAUACUGGAGAUUGCUCUCAACUGAUGAUAAGGCUUUGCAAAAGGACAUUCUACUAAAUAAGUUACCUCUCUUGGAUUCUACUAUUGAAAGCUUUGCACCAGGAUUGUUGGAAGAAUUAUUAGACAAAUUAGGUAACUUGAGCUCUGUCUUCUACAAACCUGCAUCCUCAUUCAUAAACCUGGACAAAAACGACCCAGCAUUUGUCACGUCUUCUGACCUGCAAAAUAAAAAGUUUGAAGAAUUACAACAAAUAGCUAAGAAUGAAAUUGUGAACAACGCUGUGAAGGCUGAUAAUUUGCUAGAUUUAGAUGACGACGACAACGGAGGUGGCGAGAACCCUCAAGAUGUUUUAAAUGGAUCUGAUCAAAAUAGAGGUGGUAACAUUUUAGAUGAGUUGAACGAUUUAUUCUCCGGACUGGGUGCUUCUUCUGCAGUGACACAAACUUCUACUAAUAAUGAUCCGUUUGGAAUACUGGGUGCUGUGUCAAGUAAUUCACCUGCUUCAGCUUCACCACCCGCGUGACCCAAGCCGGUAAGCUUAAAAAGUACUUAUAUGCCGGCAUAAUAUUUUUGUAGCCUAAAUAAUCUUCAAUAGACACACACAUACCUACAUACAUAUUAGUAUAUACUUAUUAUACAUAAUCAUAUACGAAUGUUGUCCGUAAUUGUAUACACAAAAGCAAAAUCGUACAUCUAGUCGUAAGCUGAAUUCAGCUUUCCACUUCAUCUAUUUCUUUCUCUUCGUUUUGUUUCUUUUUGAAUCCUUCAUGUUCAAAUUCAUCAGCUUGUACAAAUGCAGCUUCGUCGUCAUUUUCUUCCUCAUCCAUUGCCACAUGCACGCCGGCAUCUUGCAUUUCAAAAUCUUCUCCUAUUUCUUCUCCUUCGUCCGCUU